UUUUUUGUCUAAAUAUAUAAAUAUUUUAUGAUUUUUUCGCCUAGAAAUAAGAGGAUCUGCUUAUAAAAGCAAAAAAUAUGUCUAGGGAGUUGUGGAAUAAAAAUCAGGCAAUAGAACGUCAUCAAAAACAAGCAACACGGCAAAGAGGAGCAGUAAAACAUAAGGUUCGGGAUGUUCCGUUUGAAAUUCAUCCGAUUUAUUUGGGAUCAUCUAAGUUUUCAGAUAAAAAUCGGAAUGAAAAUAGAGAGUCUCUAUUGAUAAAAGAAUUAGAAAAAAAAUCUAGUUCUAUUAGACAUUUGGAUGCCUCUUUAGUGCAAUCUCCAUCAAUUUCAGCAUCUCGUGCUUUAAAUGGUUCACAAAAAAAUGUGUAUAAAUAUGAGGAUUAUGGGGGUAGAAGAGAUUCAGUAGAUCAUAGACAAACACAUUAUAAGAUUCCUACACCAUCAUUUGCUCGAAGGACGGGAAGUCCAGCGACGAAGCCACCACCCAGAAUAUCAGUAGGGCUAACACCUUUAAAAGAACAUUUUUUAAACGACAAUGUUGUAAAACCAUCUUUAAAACGAACUUUGCAGACUACACAAUCAGUUUCUGAUAUGAAACGUUUGAAAAAAACACGUAUAAAACAGGUAAAAAGUGGAAAAACAGUAAAACGUCAAAAAAUCCAUGAAUCACCUCUAGUGGAGGAAUAUAGUGAUCAAUAUCAUAGUGACGGAGAAACUGGCAGUGAUAAAGAAGAAAAUAUUGAUAAAGAUAGUGAUUUAGAAGAUGAAGAACAUGAUAGUAGUUAUGAUGAAACAGAAACAAAAUUUGUAAUUGCGGUGCAUAAAUCUUCUGAACGUAGCACAGCCUCGGUUAAUGAAAUAGAUGUAGUGUCUCAUGUGGUUUCAGAAUUGUUGAAGCGUUUACGCAGAAAAACAGAGUCGACAUAUGCUAAAAAAGUUAUACACGCGUUUGAAGAUGAAGUUUCUGUUAAAUUUUUGGAGAUGACGGAUAUAUUUGAUAAUUAUUUAAUUCUUGAUGGUGCUGUUAAAAAAUCUACUAGAAAUAUUUCACAUUUACGUAAUGAAUUGUUUACUAUAAGAAAAGCACGAAAUGAUGUCGCUCUGAAAAUGCAUCAUCUCAGACAACAUCAUAAUGAUAUUAAUAAUGAGAAUCAAGCAUUAAAAAGUAUACAGAAUUUCCUUGAAGAAAUUGAAAUCUUGCAUAAUAAAAUACCAUCGGAUGUUCAACAUACUGAAAAGACUGGAAUUGUUUCUUUAUUACACACUGUAACACCAUUUAUGAGAAAAUCAUGGGGCAUAUUAGAACAUUUGACUGCUUUUAAUACAUUUCUAGAAAAAGUUGAUAAGGCUUUAACUUAGGAUAUAUUGUAGCAAAACAAAUAUACAAUAUAUAUGUAUUUUUUAUAGAUUCAUGAAUAUGGUACUAUGUUUAAUAAAUUUAUUCGAUUAUUGGUAUUUAAAAAAGUUCGGGG
Pneumocystis murina B123 is the source of this 1474-nucleotide messenger RNA. RefSeq lists its product as hypothetical. The coding region runs from base 78 to 1361 and encodes 427 amino acids. The record is from RefSeq and is a predicted model, not a curated record. The transcript has 6 exons. NCBI's taxonomy places the organism in Eukaryota, Fungi, Ascomycota, Pneumocystomycetes, Pneumocystales, Pneumocystaceae.